Messenger RNA from Lachnellula hyalina, 2397 nucleotides. It is a transcript of the gene OPT5, whose product is annotated as Oligopeptide transporter. The record is from RefSeq and is a predicted model, not a curated record. The transcript is spliced from 5 exons. Lineage: Eukaryota; Fungi; Ascomycota; Leotiomycetes; Helotiales; Lachnaceae. Gene Ontology annotation, molecular function: oligopeptide transmembrane transporter activity. Bases 1 to 2397 code for a protein of 798 amino acids. Gene Ontology annotation, biological process: transmembrane transport.
AUGGCGACACAGAGACCUGGUUUCGCCCGAGCGGACACCGACAUCCCCUCGAGUGAUGUUGGACAUGCCACCUCGAACGACAUCGAAAAGGAGGGUGCGAGCCCCGAGAUCGCCUCCAUAAGCUCAGAUCACCACGUCUUCGACGCAGCAAAGGAAGACCAUUUUGGAGAGGCAGAAGUCAUCUCGGAUGCCAAGGGCGUUCUUACACAUGUUAUCCAUGUUGACGAUGACCCUUCCCUCAGUCCAUGGACCUUUCGUGCCAUGUUCCUGGGUAUCGGCCUCGCAAUCUUCGCAUCCGUCAUCCAGGAAAUCUACUACUUCAAGCCGCAAGCCAUCUAUGUCUCCCUUGUCUUUAUUACAGUCAUUGGCUAUGCUCUUGGAGAGCUGAUGGCCUUGCUCCCUCGAACGAAUGCUGUUUUCCGCUUCUUCAACCCCUUUCCAUUCAACAGCAAAGAGCAUGCCUUCAUUCUCAUCAUGGCCUCGGCAGCAGCAACGAAUGCCGUCUCGACGGAAAUCCUUGCCGCUCAAAGACUUUACUAUAAUAUGGAUCCAAGCGCUGGAGCUUCAAUCUUCCUCGUCAUCUCUUCGCAGCUUCUUGGCUUUGGUAUUGCCGGCCUACUUAGGUCUAUCCUAGUCCAACCUACUAGAAUGUUAUGGCCCAUAAAUAUCCCUGUUGUCUCACUCAUCGAAACCCUUCAUCGAGACAAGACAGAAAACCGGUUCCGUCUAAAGGUCUUCUGGAUCGUCUUUGGCGUUUUAUUCGUCUGGGAAAUCAUCCCCGAGUGGAUUUUCCCUCUGCUUCAAGGACUGUCAAUUUUCUGCCUCGCCAGGCAACACAGUCUUACGUUCACCAACCUCUUUGGUGGAUCUCAAGGCAAUGAGGGUCUCGGCUUCUUGUCCAUUAGCUUCGACUGGCAAUACAUUGCUAGUUUGGGCUCACCUAUGUGGCUUCCGAUUGUCACCCUCACGAAUACCCUCAUCGGAUAUAUCCUCUGCAUUGUUCUCUUCAUGGGUAUAUACUACGGCAACAUAUGGAGAUCCCAGGAUUUCCCCUUCAUGUCUCAGCUUCUCUAUGAUACUAGCUCGAACUCAACCGUUUUCGCCGAGUACAACCUUACCGCGAUUCUUACACCAGAAAACUUUAUCGACCAAGCUGGCUUGAAGGCCAACGGAAUCCCUUACUUGACUGGAACCUAUGUUGCCUAUCUCAUUACCACCAACAUGGGAUGUACUGCCACGCUCGUCCACAUGAUUCUUUGGAACUGGGAUGACAUCAAACAGGGAUUCUUUUUCUUGUCCCCAAGCAACCUGAAGAAGCUCCUGCAGCUCUCCUUCUGGGUUUUCUGGAAAGGCGGUAAAUCCAAGGAAGAACAUAAGCGCGAGGUUCUGGAAAAUCCCAAGAUGGAUCCUCAUUAUAAGAUGAUGGUUCAGGCAGGUUACGAGGAAGUGCCUAAUUGGUGGUACGCUAACGUGCUGCUACUAAGUUUUGCUGUCGGUAUGGGUACGAUUUAUGCUGUCAAGUCAUCGCUACCAUGGUGGGGCUAUAUCGUUUCGAACAUCUUCGCACUGGUCUUCAUCUUGAUCUUUGGGGCUCAAAUGGGUCUCACCGGCUUUCAGUUUAAUCAGCAACCGAUCAUCCAAAUGAUUGCUGGAUACCUGCAUCCAGGAAAACCACUCGCAAACAUGUACUUUACUGUGUUCGGCUUCAACGGCAUUCAGCAAGGUCAAUGGCUAUUGAGAGAUCUCAAGGUCGCCCAGCUCGUUCAUCUCUCCCCCAAGUCAACCUUUACAGCGCAAAUGCUUGGUGCCGUCAUUGGUGCAGUUUUCAACUAUAUCAUGAUGAAGAGCAUCGUGACCAACCAAUUUAAGAUUCUCAAAUCUGUCGAAGGCUCAAACGUCUGGUCCGGCCAGAAUGUUCAACAGUACAACACCCUAGCAAUCGCAUGGUCUAUCGCAGGAGAUCUAUUCUCAGUCGGAGCACGUUACCAAUGGGUUACUAUCUCUUAUCUUGUCGGUUUCAUCGUCCCAGUUCCCUUUUACCUAUUGCACAGGUACACCAAGAUUCGCUUCUUCGAAUAUAUCAAUCUUCCGAUUGUGCUGUGGUAUAUGGGCUGGCUGUUCGUCGGAGUCAAUGCGAGUAUUGGAUCGUAUUUUGUGAUUGGAUUUAUUGCGCAAUUUUACUUGCGGAAGUACAAACCAGGCUUGUUCGUCAAGUACAACUACCUCGUCUCUGCGGCCCUCGAUGGCGGAACCCAAGUGAUGGUUUUCAUCUUGAGCUUCGCAGUGUUUGGAGGAAGCGGGAAAUCUCAAGCCUUCCCGACAUGGGCAGGAAAUAAUGGCGGGGUUGCUAAUGGGAAGAACAUUGAUUACUGCAUGUAUAACUCUGCCAACGGUUAG